CUCCAUGUUCUCACAUUCAUCACCAAGCAACUAAGAUACGGUCUUUUCGCCUCCUUUCAACACCCUUUUGGCCUUUUAUUCUUCAAAGCCUCAGAGCAAAGCUUGAGGACGUGAGAGAAUCAAAGGGUUGAAAUUCUGUGUGGUUGUUGUUGUUGUUGGAGGUUGAAAUACAAUUCCUUCAGACACCAGGAACCUGACCCUAUAAACCCUUUUUUGAAGCUUCAAUCUUGAGUCCUAUGGCGACUUGGGUAUUAUCAGAAUGUGGCAUGAAGCCUCUUGCUCCAGUGUUUCCUAGACCUAGAAUUGGGGCUGCUUUGUCCAGCUCUUCCAAGGUUGGAUUUUCGGACACAAACAAGAGUGUUGCUGAUCUUAAGUUUCAACCUUUGAGAUGUAACCUUAGGGAUAGAAAUUGGGGGUUGAAAGUGAGUACCCCUUUGAGGGUUGCUUCCACUGAAGAGGAGGAGCAAACUAAUGUUGUUGAUGUAAUGAAUGGGACUAAUGUGGUUGAUCAUGAGAAGCGUCUAGAAUUUGAUCCUGGUGCUGCACCACCAUUCAACUUGGCUGAGAUUAGGGCUGCUAUUCCAAAGCAUUGCUGGGUGAAGGACCCUUGGAAGUCCAUGAGCUAUGUGGUGAGGGAUGUCAUUGUUGUCUUAGGAUUGGCUGCUGGUGCUGCAUAUCUCAAUAAUUGGUUGGUCUGGCCUCUCUAUUGGGCUGCUCAAGGCACAAUGUUUUGGGCUCUGUUUGUUCUUGGUCAUGACUGUGGUCAUGGAAGCUUUUCAAACAACCCCAAAUUGAACAGUGUUGCUGGGCAUCUGCUACAUUCGUCAAUUCUAGUACCGUAUCACGGAUGGAGAAUAAGUCAUAGGACUCAUCACCAAAAUCAUGGCCAUGUUGAAAAUGAUGAAUCUUGGCACCCGUUGUCUGAAAGAGUGUUCAGGAGCUUGGACACUGCAACACGUAUGUUAAGAUUCACUGUCCCUUUUCCACUGCUUGCAUAUCCUGUUUACCUUUGGCAGAGGAGUCCUGGGAAGACUGGUUCUCACUUUGACCCUAGCAGUGAUUUGUUCCUUCCAAAUGAAAGAAAAGAUGUUCUUACUUCCACAGCUUGUUGGGCUGCUAUGUUGGGAUUGCUUGUUGGAUUAGGGUUUGUAAUGGGUCCAAUUCAACUGCUUAAGCUUUAUGGUGUUCCCUAUGUGUUAUUCGUUAUGUGGUUGGAUUUGGUAACUUAUUUGCACCAUCAUGGCCAUGAAGACAAGUUACCUUGGUAUCGUGGAAAGGAAUGGAGCUACCUUAGGGGUGGUCUAACUACUCUUGAUCGUGAUUAUGGAUGGCUUAAUAACAUUCACCAUGACAUUGGAACUCAUGUCAUUCAUCACCUAUUUCCUCAAAUUCCACACUAUCACUUGGUCGAGGCUACUGAGGCAGCUAAGCCAGUGUUUGGAGAAUAUUAUAGAGAGCCAAAGAAAUCAGCUCCUCUUCCUUUUCACCUUAUUGGGGACUUAAUAAGGAGCUUGAAGACUGACCAUUUUGUUAGUGACACAGGAGAUGUUGUGUACUAUCAAACUGACUCUGAGAUUAAUGGCUCAGCCAAAUCAGAGUGAAGUUUAAAAUUCUUUUCUAUAUAUAGACAAGAGAGACAUAGAUGCAGUUCUUAAGGUUGUAAAAUUGUAUUGAGUUUCUCUUGAAGUUACUGCACUUACUUAGAGUUGAAUCCUUCAUUUAAUAAAGGGAUGGAUGGAUCAUAUAAUUUUAUUGUAACUGCAUCAUAGAGUGUUUAGGUUAAAUGUAGUUUAUCCUUUUGAAUAGUAAAUUCUCUGUAUAAAUUGAUUAUAUGAUAUAUAGUGAAGUGAUACCUUGGAUUAUGAUUAAA
This is a messenger RNA of Vigna angularis (adzuki bean), 1870 nucleotides long. RefSeq names its product omega-3 fatty acid desaturase, chloroplastic. Bases 237 to 1601 code for a protein of 454 amino acids. Gene Ontology annotation, molecular function: oxidoreductase activity, acting on paired donors, with oxidation of a pair of donors resulting in the reduction of molecular oxygen to two molecules of water. Gene Ontology annotation, biological process: lipid metabolic process. NCBI's taxonomy places the organism in Eukaryota, Viridiplantae, Streptophyta, Magnoliopsida, Fabales, Fabaceae. The record is from RefSeq and is a predicted model, not a curated record. The transcript has 9 exons.